AUGGCAUCCACUUCUGUUCCGGACAAUUAUUAUGCUGUCCCGAUUGGUGAGACGCAGAUGGUGAUCUUGAAGAGAUAUGAAAACCUUCGAUUGAUUGGUUCAGGAGCGCAAGGCAUUGUUUGUGCUGCGACGGAUACGGUAACAAACAAGCCGGUUGCCAUCAAGAAACUGUCCAGACCCUUUCAAAAUGUUACACAUGCCAAACGGGCAUACAGAGAAUUUAUACUUAUGAAUCUAGUCAAUCAUAAAAACAUAAUCGGGUUAUUGAACGCGUUUUCUCCCCAAAGAGAGGUGAACGAAUUCAACGAUCUCUACAUCGUUAUGGAACUUAUGGAUGCAAAUCUUUGUCAGGUCAUUCAAAUGGAUUUAGAUCAUGAAAGAUUAUCUUACCUUCUAUAUCAAAUGUUAUGUGGAAUCAAACAUUUACACAGUGCAGGGAUUAUUCAUAGGGAUUUGAAACCGUCCAAUAUUGUGGUUAAAAGCGAUUGCACGCUGAAGAUUCUGGAUUUCGGACUGGCACGAACAGCCGUUGAAGCAUUCAUGAUGACUCCCUAUGUAGUCACUAGAUACUACCGUGCGCCCGAAGUUAUUCUUGGGAUGGGAUAUGGAGAAAAUGUUGACGUGUGGUCCGUCGGUUGCAUUUUUGGCGAGCUGAUUCGAGGGCGAGUAUUAUUUCCUGGAGCUGAUCACAUUGAUCAGUGGACACGGAUCAUUGAGUUGCUGGGCACUCCAGAUUCGCAAUUUCUCAGCCGGUUACAGACAACUGUGCGGAAUUAUGUUGAAAACAGGCCAAAGUAUCAACCAGUCCCUUUUGAAACGCUAUUUGCUGACAAUAUGUUCCCUCCUGGUGCUGACAAUGCACGUCUAACAGCAGCGAAAGCUCGUGACCUCCUUGCACGUAUGUUAGUAAUAGACCCUGAGAAAAGAAUAUCUGUUGAUGAUGCUCUAGCCCAUGAAUAUGUUAAUGUCUGGUAUGAUGCUUCUGAGGUGAGCGGUAUUUCAAUCAUACUUUAG
Molecule: messenger RNA, 1014 nt
Organism: Haemonchus placei
Lineage: Eukaryota; Metazoa; Nematoda; Chromadorea; Rhabditida; Trichostrongylidae
Source: the annotation of a GenBank genome assembly